AUGCUCGCCCUCUCCUCCAGCCGACGCCUCACCCAGCUCGUCUCGCCCACCAGCGUCCUCCUUCGCCAAUCCGCGUCGGCGGUCCCCGGUUUCAUCAGUUGCCGUCGGCGUGGCAUGGCCUCGACGUCCCCCACGAUGGCCGCCGCACCGCAAAUCAACACGAUCACCGUCUUUGGGGCCGGUCUGAUGGGUUCGGGUAUUAUUCAGGUCGCGGCUCAGAACGGCGUGAAAGCUAGUUAGUCCCCCCGUUGGUGUGAUCCGGCUUUCGUGCUCGAGCUCGGGUAGCAGCUGACCGGGGCCCCGUCCCCUCCCGCCUGCUCCGAUCAUCUCCGGUCGCGUGAACGAAACUGUCCGUCGACACCACAGUCAUGACCGACGUCUCGGACGCCGCCUUGGACAACGGCAAAAAGAUCAUCACCAAGUCAUUGCAACGCAUCGCGCGCAAAAAAUUCCCCGACUCGACCGAGGAGCAACAAAAAUUGAUCGACGACGUUUUCGCCAACAUCACCACCACCACCGACGCCGCGACCGCCGUCAAGAAAACGGAUUUCGUCGUCGAGGCCAUCGUGGAGAACCUCAAGGUCAAGCAAGAGCUUUUCAGACGACUGGACGAUCUGGCGCCCGCGGCGACGAUCUUUGCGAGUAAUACGAGUUCGUUGAGCAUUGAGAAGAUCGCGGAGACGUGUUCGUUGAAGCGCAAGGAGAGGUUCGCUGGUUUCCAUGCUUUCAACCCGGUACCUCAGAUGAAGUUGGUCAGUCUUCUGCGUCCGGGCCGAAAAUGGCGAGGCGAGGCAGCGAAGCAGGAUUCAACCGGCUGAUUUCUGGCAACUGCCCCGCCCCUCCCCCCUUCCGACAGGUCGAAAUUGUGCAGACAUCGCAAACCAGCGAUGAGGUUCGAGACUCCUUGUUGGAUCUCUGCAAGCGCAUGAAGAAGACCCCCGUCAACUGCAAGGAUAACCCGGGGCGAGCACAAUCUGCCUACUUGCUACCUUCCCGGACCCGCCAGCUGACCCCGAGUUUGGCUUCUUUCCAGAUUCAUCGUCAACCGAUUGUUGGUUCCUUACAUGCUCGAAGCCAUUCGAAUGGUCGAGCGAGGCGAUGCGACUGCGGAGGACGUUGACACGGCGAUGAAGCUCGGAGCCGGUCUACCUAUGGGUACGCUCAUUUCUUCAUCGCGCCCAGCAAUACUUUUUCGAGAUCUAUCUAACAUCUAACGCUCCUCGUCCCUUAUUCUCUGCAGGCCCUAUCGAACUCUCCGAUUUCGUCGGUCUCGACACGUUGAGCAACAUCUCCAAAGGAUGGCACGAGGAUCGCGUCUCGACGGGGGAGAUCGAGGCCAAGCAGGUCGAGGAGAUCGACUUGCUCGACAAGCUCGUCAAGGAGGGCAAGACGGGGCGUAAGAGUGGCGAAGGCUUUUACAAAUGUGAGUCUCUCAUCCCCACGUUGAUGUCGAGUCUCGCGAUCUGA
Messenger RNA from Microbotryum saponariae, 1467 nucleotides. Lineage: Eukaryota; Fungi; Basidiomycota; Microbotryomycetes; Microbotryales; Microbotryaceae. The record is from the annotation of a GenBank genome assembly.